Endocarpon pusillum Z07020 is the source of this 2346-nucleotide messenger RNA. RefSeq lists its product as uncharacterized. The transcript has 6 exons. NCBI's taxonomy places the organism in Eukaryota, Fungi, Ascomycota, Eurotiomycetes, Verrucariales, Verrucariaceae. Gene Ontology annotation, cellular component: cytosol; intracellular membrane-bounded organelle. The coding region runs from base 1 to 2346 and encodes 781 amino acids. The record is from RefSeq and is a predicted model, not a curated record. Gene Ontology annotation, biological process: glycerophospholipid catabolic process. Gene Ontology annotation, molecular function: A2-type glycerophospholipase activity.
AUGCUCUCUUUCUUCGUGCUUUACACGCUCUUCCUCGCCAUUUGCAAUGGUGCCACUGUCCGUCAGCUUCCUUCUGGAUAUGCUCCGCGUCAGGCCGAAUGUCCAUCCACAUCUCUCCUACGUCCGGCAACUGGACUAUCGGCCCCGGAAGCGAGCUUCUUCAGAAGUAGGAAGGCAAGAGCUGAUCAGGGACUUCGAACUUGGCUCCAGAAGACAAACCCCGGCUUCAACAAUACUGGGAGAGUACCUACGCUAGCUUUGACUACCAGCGGAGGUGGGUACCGUUCGCUCCUUUGUGGCGCGGGAGUCAUUCAGGGUUACGACAUACGAGACAGCAAUGUUACCACGAGUGGGCUUUACCAGGCCUUCACAUAUCAGGCGGGAUUGUCUGGAGGUGCAUGGCUUCUUUCCUCUUUGGCUGGCAACGACUAUCCUAAAAUCUCAUUUUUGAGGGACAACCUUUGGAUCCAAGCUUUCCGCGAUAGUUUACUUCUACCGAGCUUUCUCACAAGUGCGGUAGCUUAUGCACAAGUUACCAAUGACGUCGUCGCGAAAGACAGGGCAGGUUUCCCACCAACACUAACUGAUCCCUGGGGAAGAUUGCUAUCAUACCAAUUGUUAUUGGGCUUCAACGGCGGUGUAGACAAGACUUUGUCCGGGAUAACCUCAGGAUCUAACUUCAGCAGCUUCAAUAGUCCCUAUCCCAUCAUCACUGGUGUAGGUGUCAAGACGUUCCAGGGCGAGUGUCUCCCAGGCCCAAAUGCCACAACUUAUGAAUUGACACCGUAUGAGUUUGGAAGCUGGGACAAAGAAGUCAGCGCCUUCAUUCAAUCCCGCUUUCUCGGAUCCAACUUGAGCAAUGGAGAGCCUAUCGAGAAUGGCCGCUGUACCGUGAAUUUUGACAACCUCGGCUUCGCCCUUGGAACCUCCAGCUCUCUCUUCAACACAGCCUGCUCCAAUGUCCCGCAGCCUAAUGCAACGACCCUGAAUGGAAACCUCGCAGCUAUAGUUAGCGCCGCGCAUCAAUUGAGCACUCGCGAACUAUAUGCCAUUUACCCGAACCCGUUCUUCCACUACAACCGCUCCUCACUUGUCGCAGCUCAGAAAGAGCUCUCGCUCGUGGAUGGAGGCCUAGCACGCCAGAACAAUCCCAUCUUCCCCUUGCUGCAGCCAUCGCGUGAGGUGGACGUCAUCGUCGUUAAUGACAACUCUGCCGACACUAACAAUUUCCCCAACGGCAGCGCAAUCCUGAACACAUACGUCCAGUCACUCAAUGCCGGUUUAACAAAGAUGCCAAUAAUCCCUUCGGUGGAGACAUUCAUCAGUCAAGGUCUAAAUAAGCGCGCGACGUUCUUCGGCUGCAACGACACCAGCAAGAUAACCAUCAUCUAUGUGCCCAACGUCAAUUACACCUUUCCCAGUAACCAGCCUACAGCCAAGCUGCAGUACCAACCCGAUGAGACUAGAGGUAUGAUUGCCAAUGGCAUAAAAAUUGCUACCCAAAAUGACGAUUCCGAAUACCCGACCUGUCUAGGCUGUGCAAUCAUGAAGAAGUCUCCCAAAGUCGGCUCCCGGGAUGGCCCACCCAUUCUUUUCAUGCAUGGUCUCUUUGGCUCAAAGCAGAACAAUAGGAGCAUCAGUAAGGCCCUUGCUAGAGAUCUGAACCGACCAGUCUACGCAAUUGACCUUCGCAAUCAUGGUGAAUCACCGCACGAUAUUCGUCAUGACUAUACUGCCAUGGCAGAAGAUGUUGAAGGUUUCAUCAUGGAGAAGAGCUUAGAACAGCCUACCUUGAUUGGACACUCUAUGGGCGCUAAGGUUGCUAUGACUGUAGCCCUACGAAAUCCGCAAACAGUUUCCGCACUUAUACCUGUCGAUAACAGUCCAAUUGACGCCGCCCUGAAAUCAGAUUUUGGAAAAUAUGUACAAGCGAUGCGGCUUAUUGAAGAUUCUAAGAUUAGCAGGCAAUCGGAUGCUGAUGCAAUCCUGCAGAAGUAUGAGGAAGCUCUACCAAUUCGACAAUUCUUGCUCACAAACCUGACUCGUUCACCCGAUACCAAAGCAGUGAAAUUUCGCAUUCCCAUCAAAACUCUUGCAAACUCCCUAGAUCACUUGGGGGAUUUCCCAUUUCGUGAUCCAGAUGAGGCGAGAUAUGAAGGGCCAACGCUGUUUGUAAGGGGGACGAAAAGUCAUUAUGUAGCUGAUGAGGCAUUACCAUUGAUCGGUCGAUUCUUUCCACGGUUUGAGCUGCUUGAGAUCGAGAGCGGGCACUGGGUUAUCAGUGAAAAGCCUGAGGAAUUCCGGAAAGGGGUGGUUGAUUUCCUCCAACGCCAAUUGUCUUCCUAA